This is a messenger RNA of Cyclopterus lumpus (lumpfish), 2891 nucleotides long. RefSeq names its product heat shock 60 protein 1 (gene hspd1). Gene Ontology annotation, cellular component: mitochondrial matrix; mitochondrial inner membrane. Gene Ontology annotation, biological process: mitochondrial unfolded protein response; T cell activation; positive regulation of interleukin-6 production. The record is from RefSeq and is a predicted model, not a curated record. Gene Ontology annotation, molecular function: ATP binding; protein-folding chaperone binding; ATP-dependent protein folding chaperone. Lineage: Eukaryota; Metazoa; Chordata; Actinopteri; Perciformes; Cyclopteridae.
CCGGUAAAUCACCCGGAUGUGAUAGUCCAUGUGCAGUCCAGUCUGAGCAGCUCAUUUGCACCACACGGCUCGUCCUUUUUACACCGUUUGGUCUCGUGCGCCUCGUUGCAGUUACACGCUUUUCACCUCGCAAAGAUGUUUCGUUUGCCAUCGGUCAUGAAGCAGGUGAGGCCCGUGUGCCGGGCGCUGGCUCCUCACCUCACACGAGCCUACGCCAAGGACGUCAAGUUCGGCGCCGAGGCUCGCGCCCUCAUGCUGCAGGGAGUCGACCUGCUGGCCGACGCUGUGGCCGUCACCAUGGGCCCAAAGGGUCGCAAUGUCAUCAUCGAGCAGAGCUGGGGCAGCCCCAAGGUCACCAAGGACGGCGUGACGGUGGCCAAGAGCAUCGACCUGAAGGACAAGUACCAGAACAUCGGCGCCAAGCUGGUUCAGGACGUGGCCAACAACACCAACGAGGAGGCCGGCGACGGCACGACCACCGCCACGGUGCUGGCCCGCGCCAUCGCCAAGGAGGGCUUCGACACCAUCAGCAAAGGCGCCAACCCCGUGGAGAUCCGACGCGGAGUCAUGAUGGCCGUGGAAGCAGUCAUCGAGGAGCUGAAAAACCUCUCCAAGCCUGUCACGACCCCCGAGGAGAUCGCUCAGGUCGCUACGAUCUCCGCCAACGGAGACGUGGAGAUUGGCACCAUCAUUUCCAACGCCAUGAAGAAAGUCGGCCGCAAGGGAGUCAUCACUGUCAAGGACGGGAAGACUCUUCACGAUGAGCUGGAGAUCAUUGAGGGGAUGAAGUUCGACCGCGGUUACAUCUCCCCUUACUUCAUCAACUCCGCCAAAGGUCAGAAGUGCGAGUUCCAGGACGCCUACCUGCUGCUGAGCGAGAAGAAGAUCUCCACCGUCCAGAGCAUCGUGCCGGCCCUGGAGAUCGCCAACCAGCACCGCAAACCGCUGGUGAUUGUGGCCGAGGACGUGGACGGAGAGGCACUCAGCACUUUGGUUUUGUUCAGGCUCAAGGUCGGGCUUCAGGUGGUGGCUGUUAAAGCUCCGGGCUUCGGAGACAACAGGAAGAAUCAGCUGAGGGACAUGGCCGUCGCCACCGGGGGAACCGUGUUUGGGGAAGAGGCCGUGGGUCUGCUUCUCGAAGACAUCCAGGCUCACGACUUCGGUAAGAUCGGCGAGGUGCAGAUCACCAAAGACGACACCUUGAUGCUGAAGGGAGGCGGCAGCCCGGCCGACGUGGAGAAGCGCGUGGCGGAGAUCCUCGAGCAGCUGGAGAACACCGAGAGCGACUACGAGAAGGAGAAGCUCAACGAGAGGCUGGCCAAGCUGUCCGACGGCGUCGCCGUGCUCAAGAUCGGCGGAACCAGCGACGUGGAGGUGAACGAGAAGAAGGACCGCGUGACCGACGCGCUGAACGCCACGCGGGCGGCGGUGGAGGAGGGCAUCGUGCCGGGCGGAGGCUGCGCUCUGCUGCGCUGCAUCCCGUCGCUCGACGCCCUCAAGACCGCCAACGCCGACCAGAAGAUCGGCGUGGAGAUCAUCAGACGGGCGCUCCGUAUUCCGGCCAUGACCAUCGCCAAGAACGCCGGCGUGGAGGGAGCGCUGGUGGUGGAGAAGAUCCUGCAGGGGCCGGUCGAGGUCGGCUACGACGCCAUGCUGGGAGAGUACGUCAACAUGGUGGAGAAGGGCAUCAUCGACCCCACCAAGGUGGUGAGGACGGCAUUGCUGGAUGCCGCAGGCGUUGCCUCCCUGCUCGCCACCGCCGAGGCCGUGGUCACGGAGCUCCCCAAGGAGGAGAAGGAGAUGCCAGGAGGCGGGCAUGAGGCAUGGGGUGGAAUGGGAGGCAUGGGAGGCGGCAUGGUUUCUAAGCCGAUCCUCCUGACCUGCUGUACAGACUUUAUACAGGCGAGUGGUGGGGGGGGGGGGGCUGCACCCACCUCCACCUCCACCAAACUUUGCCCAAACGGACUGAUGAGUAUGUUGGAGCUGCAAGCGUUUGAUGACCCCCCUCCUCCUCCUCCCCUCCUCCAUCCCCACUUUCCAUCACUUCACCUGGUUCUGCCUCUUCGUCCGGUGGGUUCUGGAGGACGGGAGCCCGUCGAGCCUCGUUUGCUCCACCUGUCGUCCACUCUGAAGGCUACCGCACUCGACAGAGGGAAACAUACGCAUUCAGAUUUCAUAGUACACAUCGACGCUCUUGUAUUUACUGCAACGAGCACGAGAAAAGAUGCCUAGCCAAGUUUGUGUCUGUCCUUUUUUUUUUUUAUUUUGUCGUAGUGCUUUUGUUAAUUCUUUUAGUUUUUUACAUAUAUAAUAUAUCUGUAGUUUUGUUUCCCCCAGCUAAUGUUAUGUCAUUUGAUUUCAUUAAACCAAUUUUCUUACAGAGCUUUGAGCAUUUGUCUGAUCUUCUCUGAAGUGGCGUCGUACGGGACCUCGAUCGGGUCAAAUACCAGAGCUUGAGUCUCCGCCGUGUGUGUGUGUGUGUGUCAAUAGAUGUUUAAAUUAAGAUCAUGUUCACGGAGAUGUCUGUGGGGGUCAUUUUCGUACUCAGCAGAGUGCAGAUUCAUUUGUUUCUCCAUCUUUUGGCUGAUUAUUGAUUACACAAUAAUCCAUAAAUGGCUGCUUACCUGUGAGAGGUGGGGUUGAAGUUACGAAGCAGUUUGGAUUAUUCAAGGUCUAAAUGUGAAACUCUGGUGCCGUUGAAUUUCCAUCUUUUCUCCACUCGUCUGCUUUAACUAAUAACUGCAGUAUACGGAUGUAUUGCUUGCAUAAAACGGGAAGUUAUUCCAUCGCAAAAUAGGAGUGAUCGUUUGACUUGUUUUGUACAAUGUAGACUAUUUCAUGGUGGUUUCUUUUCUCUUUUUUUUUAUUUAAUAAAUUCAAUUGUUCAGAUG